GUUACGUCAAUGAGUUCCCUGAAAAGACAAAAUUCACAUGCAAUUCAAUUAGUGAUACAAUUCUUUAUAAAAUCCUAACAAUAAUGCUACAUCAACAGAUCAAGAUCAAGAUCAAAAUCAAAAUCAAAAUUUUAUUUUCUUAAUCAUUAACUCAAAUUCAAUCACUACCCAUCUCUUACAGAUCAUUCUCUGACCCGGAAGAAACUCAUCAUCAAUGGCUUCUUCUAGUUUCACCCAGAUCAAAGGCAGAAACUCAGUCACUGAGUUAGCUGCUUUCAGGACUCGUCCAUUGACUCAGCGUGUCAAAAACAGAGCUCAGUUGUUAAGAGUCGUAGCUGAAAAUAAAGUAGAACCCGAUUUGAGUGUCAGUGUAAAUGGGUUGAAAAUGCCUAACCCGUUUGUUAUUGGGUCGGGUCCGCCUGGUACUAACUACACUGUCAUGAAACGGGCCUUUGAUGAAGGCUGGGGUGCUGUUAUUGCCAAAACUGUAUCACUAGAUGCAGCAAAAGUUAUAAAUGUGACUCCGAGAUAUGCCCGGCUACGGGUAGGUGGUAAUGGCUCUGCCAAAGGGCAGAUAAUUGGGUGGCAGAAUAUUGAACUCAUAAGUGAUAGGCCUCUUGAAACCAUGCUCAAAGAGUUUAAACAGUUGAAAGAAGAAUGCCCGGAAAGGAUUCUCAUUGCUUCGAUCAUGGAGGAGUAUGACAAAGCGGCUUGGGAGGAGCUUAUUGAUCGAGUAGAGCAAACUGGAAUUGAUGCUAUUGAAGUCAAUUUCUCAUGUCCUCAUGGAAUGCCUGAACGUAAAAUGGGGGCUGCCGUUGGACAAGACUGUGGACUUUUGGAAGAGGUUUGUGGAUGGAUUAAUGCAAAAGCUACUGUACCAGUAUGGGCGAAGAUGACUCCUAACAUCACAGACAUAACAGAGCCAGCUAGGGUUUCUCUCAGAUCAGGAUGUGAAGGGGUAGCUGCGAUCAACACAAUCAUGAGCGUAAUGGGAAUCAAUCUGAAAACAUUACGACCAGAGCCUUGUGUUGAGGGAUAUUCCACUCCUGGGGGUUAUUCCUGUAAAGCAGUUCAUCCUAUUGCACUUGGGAAGGUUAUGAAUAUUGCGAAGAUGAUGAGAUCAGAAUAUAAUCUUGAUGAGUACUCACUUUCUGGUAUUGGAGGUGUUGAAACAGGCAGUGAUGCUGCCGAGUUUAUUCUUCUUGGAGCAAAUACAGUUCAGGUCUGCACUGGAGUUAUGAUGCAUGGAUAUGGACUAGUGAAAAAACUGAACGAAGAACUGAAGGAUUUUAUGAAAAUGCACAACUUCUCUUCAAUUGAAGACUUCAGAGGAGCAUCGCUCGACUAUUUUACAACUCACACAGAUUUGGUAAGACGGCAGAAAGAAGCGAUUGAACAACGGAAAGCUGUCAAGAAAGGUCUGCAGUCUGAUAAAGACUGGACCGGAGAUGGUUUCGUGAAGGAGUCGGAAAGCAUGGUUUCUAAUUAAAUUGCCAGACUUCAGUAAGCUUUCUUUCUGUUGAUAUUUGAAUAGAAAGACUACAGGAAUACUUUUUUUUCCGUAACAAAACCAGAGGAAUACUUAAGUUGCUGUUAUUAUAAUUCAUAACUUCUCCUGUGCUUGUUUUUUU
Molecule: messenger RNA, 1631 nt
Organism: Mercurialis annua (annual mercury)
Lineage: Eukaryota; Viridiplantae; Streptophyta; Magnoliopsida; Malpighiales; Euphorbiaceae
Product: dihydropyrimidine dehydrogenase (NADP(+)), chloroplastic
Exons: 7
Coding region: 215-1489 (424 amino acids)
Biological process (GO): uracil catabolic process; thymine catabolic process
Cellular component (GO): cytoplasm
Molecular function (GO): dihydropyrimidine dehydrogenase (NADP+) activity; uracil binding; iron-sulfur cluster binding
Source: RefSeq, a predicted model, not a curated record